AUGAGGCGAGCAGUGGCUGCAGCGUUUGUGGUGGCAUUCACUCUGUGUCUGCCCUCCCUCUCCGCGGCGAGGACGCUCAGCGAAGAGUGGCACUCGUGGAAGACGAGGCACGAGAAGGUGUACGUGGACCGCGGGGAAGAGAACGUCCGGCAGCAGAUAUGGAUCCAGAACCGGGCCCGCAUCUCGGCGCACAACCGCGGCAACACCAGCUUCACGCUCGCACUCAAUCAGUUCGCGGAUAUGGUCAGUGAUCAGAGGCGAUGCAGAGCUAGCUGGGCAUUCUCGGCAGCAGGCGCCAUGGAAGGCCAGUACGCAAAGAGCUGUGGGAAGCUGGUGGCACUCAGUGCACAGCAGCUCGUUGACUGCUCCUGGAAAUACGGGAGUCAGGGUUGCAAUGGUGGAAGUCCGUCUAAGGCAUUUUCCUAUGUAGUGGACAAUGGAAUAUGCUCAUCUGUCAACUACCCUUUCCUCGGCUUUAUGUGGCAGUGUAUGGCUCAGUACUGUGGGAAGUCUGCCAGUGCUAUCGAUGAGAGGAUGGUACGUCCUCAGAAUGAAACUGAUCUUCUGGAUGCUCUCUAUCAUGUGGGUCCACUCAGUGUGAUGGUGGAUGGGUCAAGCUACAACUUUCUCUUCUACGAGGACGGAGUGUUCUCGGACACAAACUGUGGCUGUGACGAGACGAGUCUCAACCACGCCAUGCUUCUCGUCGGCUACGUCGCCUACGAAGAGUCACAACAGUCCUACUGGAUACUGAAAAACAGCUGGGGAGUGUCGUGGGGAGCAGACGGCUACAUGUUGUUACAGAGAGGCCAGAACAUGUGUGGCAUAGCAACCCAAGCAACUUAUCCCGUCGUUAUCUCCAUGUAG
Messenger RNA from Geodia barretti, 867 nucleotides. NCBI's taxonomy places the organism in Eukaryota, Metazoa, Porifera, Demospongiae, Tetractinellida, Geodiidae. The record is from the annotation of a GenBank genome assembly.